AUGGCUGCUUUACUUGUAGGAGUUUGCCUACUUUGUAUGCAAUUGCAUAUGAUCAUCUGCAGACCAGCUUUAAGUGAAAAAAACUACAUGUCCGCAUUCCCUUUUGUGAAUGAUGAAGAAAUUAGAAAGACUUCCUUUAAGAAUGUAUCUCAUCCAAAUGGUACCAGUCAGUAUUUGCCGCAUAUUUUAAUUAUCGGAGUACGCAAAGGUGGAACUAGAGCUUUGCUGGAAAUGCUUAGCCUUCAUUCUCACAUUUCUGCUGCUGAAAGUGAAAUUCAUUUCUUCGACUUGGAGGAUCAAUACAAGAGAGGUCUAGAAUGGUAUCUUGAUCAAAUGCCUUUCUCCUAUCCCCACCAGCUCACCGUGGAGAAAACACCAGCAUAUUUCACGUCUGAUGUAGUACCUGAGCGAGUUUAUAACAUGAACAGUACAAUAAGACUCUUGCUCAUUUUAAGAGAUCCCAUCGAAAGAGUUUUGUCUGAUUACACCCAAGUUUUUUAUAAUCACAAGCAAAAAAAUAAAUCUUAUCCAGCAGUGGAGGACCUGCUUCUGAAAAAUGAUGAACUAAAUACAGACUACAAAGCAAUAAACAGAAGUUUAUAUCACAUAUUCAUGGAAAACUGGCUAAAAUAUUUCCCUCUUAAAAACAUCUACAUAGUUGACGGAGAUCGCUUGAUCAAGGACCCCUUUCCCGAAAUGCAGAAAGUAGAACGGUUCUUAAAUCUUUCUCCUCAGAUUAACGUGUCCAAUUUUUAUUUCAAUAAAACGAAAGGUUUUUAUUGUUUAAGGGACAGUGGGAGGGAUCGAUGUUUACAUGAGUCCAAAGGCAGAGCUCAUCCCCAAAUCAAACCGUUCUUGUUGGGGAAAUUACGCGACUAUUUCCACGAACCAAAUAAGAAAUUCUUUGAACUGGUUGGACAAACCUUUGAUUGGCUCUAA
Messenger RNA from Pelobates cultripes (western spadefoot toad), 939 nucleotides. The record is from the annotation of a GenBank genome assembly. NCBI's taxonomy places the organism in Eukaryota, Metazoa, Chordata, Amphibia, Anura, Pelobatidae.